Messenger RNA from Phytophthora sojae, 540 nucleotides. RefSeq lists its product as hypothetical. Lineage: Eukaryota; Oomycota; Peronosporomycetes; Peronosporales; Peronosporaceae. The transcript has 5 exons. The coding region runs from base 1 to 540 and encodes 179 amino acids. The record is from RefSeq and is a predicted model, not a curated record.
AUGGCCGCGAUGGAUCGGGACCACCAACUGUCGGACACGAGCCGUGCGACGAAGGAAGCUGAGCCCGAGGUCUGGGCGGAGCUCCGCUCAGACUUCCAGGAAGCAGAGAGAAGUUACGCGGAGUUUGAGCUGAGCCUCGAGUGUGAUGACCAGAGUCCCCGCCUAGGUCGAGGAGCUGAGCGGAGCCGGGUGGAGUUUGAGCUCAACCUCCCCAGUGGUUGUGGGGCCGUCGCCCAAGAUGCCGAGAUGAUCGACAAGCUGGGCAAGGAUCGAAGGUCGGAGCGGAGUGACGUGGAGUCCGAGCCCGGCCUCGAAUGCGAUUGGAGUUGUCGGAGUCCGGUUGAAGUGCCGGGUGAAGAGUCGCUGAACUUAAGUCCAGACAGUGGUACUGACGGCGAAGUUGGUGGCACCGGCGAAUCGCGGACACUUCAAGCGGAUCUCAACGGCAUCCAGCGGCUCCAAGACGACGCUCGCCGACGUGGAGCCGCCGCAUUGGCCAAGACCAAGGAUAUCGGGCGGAUCUUCAAGGGUGCCCGGUAA